GACAGUUUUGGUAAAAUUCUAGUUCCCAAAGAAAGUUAUUAUGGAGCCCAAACUGCAAGAUCUUGCAUGAACUUCAACAUUUGCUCAAGAACUGACAAGAUGCCAUCUCAAAUAAUCUAUUCUAUGGCCAUGAUAAAAGAAGUGGCCGCGUUAAUAAAUUUUAAAAGUGGCAGGUUAGAUAACCAGUUGUCUGAUGCCAUUGUGCAAGCUUGUCGUGAAAUAUACCAAGGAAAACAUGAUAAAGAAUUUCCUCUCGUUAUUUGGCAGACGGGCUCAGGCACCCAAACAAACAUGAAUGUCAAUGAGGUUGUGUCGAACAGGGCAAGUGAGUUAAUUGAAGGGUCUAGGAAUUCAAAGGUCCCUGUUCAUCCAAAUGACCAUGUUAAUCUAGGACAGGUUUGUGCGUUUUCUCUCUUUGUUUUCAAUGCGCUUAUAGAGUUCAAACGACAUAUUUCCUACAUGUAUGAACUUGAGCAUCGCAAUAGAAACUUCUUGGAAAGUAAUACCUUCCCUUAACUAUCUCAUCAAAGUCCUUGAAGAAAAAAUGAAUGAAUACAUGGAUGUCAUCAAAAUUGGACGGACUCAUAUGCAGGAUGCAGUUCCAAUGAGUGUUGGUCAGGAACUAAGCGGAUAUGUCAACCAAGUUCAACAGGCAGUGAAUUCAAUUAAGUUACAGCUGCCCCUAGUCUGUCAUUUAGCCGUCGGUGGAACCGCAGUAGGGACAGGAUUAAAUUGUUGCAAAGGUUUUGAUGAAGAAUUCUGUAAAAGCCUGACAGAACUAACAAAAAUUCGUUACGUCUCAAUGUAUAAAGAAUCUCCACCAGUAGUGGAUCUAAUAUUUAAACCAGCAGAAAACAAAUUUGCUGCACUUGCAGGUCAUGACGCUUUGUUGCAGUUAAGUGGAUGCUUCAAUACUACUGCCACAGCUUUAAUGCGUUUAGCCAAUGACUUCUGCUUACUCAGUUCUGGACCAAGUUGUGGUCUCAGCGAAUUUAUUUUGCCUGCGAAUGAACCUGGAUCAAGUAUUAUGCCAGGUAAAGUCAACCCAACUCAGUGUGAAUCACUUCGAAUGGUUUGUUUACAAAUAAUGGGUAAUCAUUUCACUGUUUCUAUGGCUGCAUCUCAAGGCCAAUUAGAACUAAAUGUUUACAAGCCUUUGAUAGCUGCAAAACUUUUGCAUACAUGUGAACUUUUAACUGAUUCAACACGUUGCUUUGCUGAUAACUGUGUAAAAGGAUUACGUUUAAAUUUAGAUCAAAUUCAAGAGUAUGUGAAAAAAUCUUUAAUGUUAGUAACAGUUUUAACACCACAUAUUGGUUAUGAUUUAUCAGCUCAAUUAGUUAAACAUGCAACAAAGUACAAAAAAGGAUUACGUGAAAGUGCAAUUGACUUAAAUUUAUUAAGUGGAGAAAAAUUUGAUGAAAUUGUAAAACCUCAUGAAAUGGCAUUUCCAUUUGAUAAACACUGA
Trichobilharzia regenti is the source of this 1468-nucleotide messenger RNA. Lineage: Eukaryota; Metazoa; Platyhelminthes; Trematoda; Strigeidida; Schistosomatidae. The record is from the annotation of a GenBank genome assembly.